CGCCCACUUUGCCGCCACGACCUCGAGGCUUCAGCCUACAAGCUCCUCACUGGCGAUCUUAAGAAGAAUUAUGUCUGACGGCUCUAGUCUACGACAGUCAUGGUACGAUGCAUUGAGCAAGGCGGAAACUCAUUUUCGACAACUUCUCUCCUCUUCAUCACCGAAUGAAUGGAAACGCCUUUCUGUUGCGAAUGAGCCGACCUCCAGCAGGAAAGGGAAAUCUCGCAUGACAUCCACCCCGGAGCUGUCUGACGUGGUAAUUCAUCGAAAUUCGACGAAACCAGGGGACGAUAUAUAUCGCCUCAUUCUAGAGGUGCCCAUUACAGAAGAGUCGGUUUCUUUGGAGUCGUGGAAGAUGGUGCUGUCCAUUCCUGAGCUGAGGAAGGAAUGGGAUCCUGCGGUCGUAGAAUCUCAUAUGGUAGAGAUGUUUGACCAUACAGCACGGAUAUCCAAGACGAAUUUCACACUGGGAUGGCCUGCAAAUCCGCGUGACGCGGUUACGAUAUCGCGUUCCUUUCACGACCCGACCACAUUUAUUGACGUCUCUACCUCGUUACCUCGGUCCCCCGACGAACCAGUGUAUCUGCGCCCCUCGCCUCCCUAUGUUCGGUCAAACGUGACUUUAUUCGCUUGGUGUAUACAACAUAUACAACCCUCACAGUCGACAAAUGACGGCGAUCCUAUUAAGAGGCGGCCGUCUCUUGGAGGACGAAUUCGAGUUACCUGCUUCUGGCAGCACGAUCUUAGGGCCGUCUGGAGCAUCGGAUCGUCGUCAGGCAUAGUGCAACAGCUAUCUACCAUGGUGCUGGGUCUGUACAAGACAGUUCUCAAACGUGGGAUGCGUAUUCCAAAACUGAUUGGAUUUGGAAAUGGCGUUACUAUAGAACGCGUCCGUUUUCAAGUCGACAGAGAAGCCCUCACCAUUAACUACUCCAUCAUACCCGACGAAGAGGAACAUAAAGUUAUGUCUUCUUCAGAGUUCUCUCAGGGUCUAGAUGCACUACAUGCCAUCCGAGAGCAUCGACGUCUCACUCGCUCGAUCGAAUGCAUUUUACCUUCAUCCGUCGGCUGGGACGUACAAAUCUCUGUCAAAGCAUCAUCCGAAGAGGUGGAAAGACUUCCGUGGUCAGCACAUGCGACCCGAACGAGUUCACAUUCAACCUCAGCUCCACUCGAUCAGAUAUUAUUCCGGCUCUCUCAUGCACCACUUAUUGACGAGCAUUCUGUUCUCAGAGUCAAAGUGAUAAUUGAAAUUUCUGGUCCGUCGAGUGGUCUCCGCUUGAACGGUAUCCCUCAUACGGUACAAGAAGUGGAAGAACGAGAUCCUUCGUCUUUCACCAUUUCUGCACAGAUUCUUCAGGAUGUCUCUAGCGCUGCUGGUCUAAGCUUCGAUACCACCUCGUCCCUCAAUACCAGCGUAGCUAGUGCUACUAGUGUCGCCUCUACUUCAUCUACCCCCACGAUAACUCGUCCACAUACCGAACGUUCUCCAGCCGCUGAGAAGUCUAUUUUGUCUCGCGUCAAGAGGAAUUACAUAUAUUUCUCCUCCCUGCUGCAAGAGCCCGAAGCUAAGUGGAAACGAAAUACGGAGGCUCGUGGAGUUACGAUCACUCAAUUGGAUUCUAUUGAUCCAACUCUUGUAGUAUAUCGAGCUGAAGCAACUUUCGUCGGUGUUGGGCUUUGGGACCUCUACGGCGCUAUCGUGACACCUGGGGUCAGAAAUUAUUGGGACAAGCAGCAUGAAGACGCCGUACUAUUGGAAGACGUCAACGACCUUACCGAACUUUGGCAUCUGAAAACGAAGCCUGCUUGGCCAGUCAAUGGUCGAGAUGCUGUCGUGCUCAAGACUGUCUAUAAAUCCCCUACCACCAUCCAUGUAUUCGCCUUUUCUGCAGACGAUCCACAUCUCUUCCCCGUCAUCCCACCUGCAGAGCCUAACGUCAUCCGCACUCAGGUGGACCUGCAGGGCUGGGCGAUCGAGGCACUGUCACCAACAACCAUCCUCGUCACCCUACUCGAACAGUCAGAUCCCAAGGGUUGGACGAAUAAGACGUCGGUACCCACGCAGAUGAUGAAUGCCUUAGCAGGUAUCGGCGAAUUUACCAUAAAGUGCGGUGGUCCGCCAGUGAUGACGCGCUUAGCUGGGGCGAAGGCGAAUGAAAUCCGCUAUGAUCACGAACGAAUGAAUUUCAGAAUCGAAUAUGAAGUUUCUGCCAGUCGAUCAAAUGAUACAAGUGGUGAUACGGCAUCAAAUAGUCUGAGUUUGCAGACAUUGCCCAUCAUUGAAUGUGAACUCAGAUGUGACAUUGAUACGUGGGCAUCUUCGUUGGAUAUUGUGAUCGAUCCGCCACCACAGUCAAUCUCGUGUCUUCGAAGACACCGGUUAUCUGAAGAAGGUGGUGGAUUGUGGUUGACCAUCAUCCAUGACGCCGUUUUCGUCGACGAUGAGCGCUUAUUGGCUAUUGUGCGUCGUGGUCCUGGAAAGGAAAAAGGAGUUGUUAUGGUGAACGGAGCAAAGGUGAACGUCGACGUUGAGGAGAUCCCCGAGCAGGAGAUCAAGUUCCUGUCAAAGCGAAAACGCGUCAAACCUGUGCGAAUACCCCUUGAUCAACCUCCUGUCGUUGGAGUUAUUCGCAAGCGUCGAGAGGAAUGGGAUGCUGAUUCAGAGGGCACUUGUGCUACCUCGGAGCCUAGCGCAAGUGUGACGAGUGCAACGUCGUCUGGAUGGGCUUCUGCUCCUCAAAUAUCAAGUCCGCUUGCACGCUUCUUCAUGUUCUCGUCUGAUCAGACGUCGUCUUCGGCACCUCAAUCGGCCUCCUCAAUCAUUUCGACCGCGAACGCUGGCAGCAUACCAUCUGCCACAAAAUCUCCCAUGCAACAUGCUUUAGAUGCCCUGGCUUGGACUCAAGAAACUCACUCCGGUAUCAAUUCACAAGCAUGGAUCCCAGUCAGCGAUAAAGGAAUGUCGGUCCGACGCAAGAUAUGCCCGGAGAUAUCUCCGAGUAUCCCCAUUCACAUGGGCGAGAAGGUAAUCGAAGGCGUGUCAGCAGAGGAACUCGCAUCCAUCGUGACUGAAUACGACUGUCGGAAGAAGUGGGAUGAACGAUUCGAUUCUGCCAUCAUGUUGGAAUCCUAUGGUGCCGAUUGCCGGACGUGCUUUGUGGUAUCGAAGAGUUCAUUCCCGUUCCGAGAUCGUGGAAUGUAUUUGGCGAGUGUUAUGGCUCGAGCACAUGCAUUUCCUUCCCUGUUGAGGAGCGAUGCGGGAGAAGUGGCGGAGCAAUCAUCAAAUGGUUCGCGCAGUGCUAUCUAUUGUGUUUCCGUAUCUUUCAACCCCGGAUCGGUGUCGUCGUUUUCUGUAGGAAAGUACAAUCCGUACAUCUUGCCUAUUGGACGCGUGUUCAUUGACGCUUGGAUACUGGAGACGCUGGAUCCUUAUACGAAGGAAAAUUAUGCAGUGCCGUCGUCGCGAUGUACGAGGCUGGUUGCGGUUGACUAUGCAGGGUCUCUUCCUACUGCUGUUAACUCCAUGAUAAACGCGGCUCUCCCUCGGGCGAUAUUGGGCGUGGAGACAUUUGUCAAGAGUAUCUCACCGCUUCCUAUAACCCGGUUGCCUGCGCCUGGGUUCGUAUUGGCUGAGAAGAAGGACGAAGCACAAGUCGGGGACCUAUCUUGGAAGCUCAGACGGCGAGACGACAUCCGAACACUUAUUAGAACAAACUACAAGCACGAUUCACGUGUCUACACGACUACAAUCCUCAUCAGUUUUCCUUCCUUGUUGUCUCACGUUGGGACACGAUCAUCACGCAGUCCAGACACGCAGUCGGCUCCUCGUUCUACUAGACUUCCGCCAAACGAUGGAAUGCCACCAUCGAUAUCAGAAACUUUGCAAAGCAGUGCGUCUACCAUUUCAGGGUUGCCUCCACCCUCAUCGGCGACUCCGUCACCGUUAACGCCGAUGGCGUCUCCAUCGGCGUCACCGACAUCCCGCCAGCGUUCAGUAUCUAAUACAUCCUUUUCUGGCGAGCUCUCUCUACGUGGCCGAUCGUCUUCAGCUUUCACCGUUAAGGGCGAGGUUCGCCAAACUACGGAUCUGCUAGUUGGAGAACUGGCUGUGGAUUCAAAGUUGUAUCCGGACGGGUACACGGUGGUACUGAAAUCGAGAGCACGUGAACGAGGUUCUCAAGGACAACCUGGCCUUAUUGACCUUCAGUUACUGGGUGAUACAGGGCAAUGUGUCUUACCGCUGGCUUAUACGAUUCAUACCAUACCUUUAUCCCCACUGCAUUCGUCGGGUAUGAACGCUGGAAGCCCGACGAGACAUUUACUGAGAUUGACGUUGCCUACUGCGCAGUACCAGAUUUCGACUGUCAAAGACCCACUGACGGGAGAAAUACAGAGUGCACCACCUAAGCCACAGUGGUUUAUUGAUAUGGAGGAGUGCGGGGUCAUUGUUGAUGUUGAAGUACGGCCGCUUGGGAUGGGAAGAAAGAAGGGAGUAACGGUUUUGGUAAAUGAUUUGGAGACUACGGUUGCUGUUGUUGGUGAGAAAGAGUCACUGACAACGCUUGGACGCGAUGAAUUAUCAGACGACAGAGUGUCGAAGAUGGGACUGCUCUCAAGGUCCACGAGUGAAACGGAACCGCUGCCGGUUGAAUUGCUCACGCCCAUAGCGCUUGAUUUCAGGCUCCUGGACCCUGCUUCUGCUUCGAACUUGAAGAGUGAUGAAAGUGAGGAUUUGCAGGAAGCUGAAGAGCGGGGAUCAAGCACAGAGGGCAACGAAGAUGGACCGAAAGCGCAUGCAGCUGAUCUUCCUGCGACGCCUCACGCGUCUCAGACACCGGUGGGUGGAUUGCUCGGAUUCUUGCAGUCGUACCCGAAUCCGCUCACACGAUUCACUGCGAAUGGGACGAAUGGGAUGCCGGCAUUGACGGCAGCAAGUUCGGGAGCUGGAUCAGUCCGGAAGCUGCCUGGGGGCUUGUCUGAUAUCGAUGCGAGUACAACGCUAACAUGCCGCAAGGAGGCAAUACCAAGACAGUAUCCUUUGUCGACACUCAUCAUCAUUGCACUUAUCGCAUUCUUGAUUGGGUCGCUCCUUCGAUCACUCUUGUCACCAGCUGACUUCAUUUAUGUCGUUACCGACUUGAAGGAAGCUGAAGAAGCGAAUAACAUCAGUGGAUGGAGGGAGAUACGCCGGUUGUUCGAGGUGAAGUAUAUACUUGCUGGAUGGGAUUUCCAGAUAGCGGUGGUGCGACGACACUGAGUUUGUGUAUGACAGAUAGGCAACAAUAGAAUGAGGCAUAUCAAUAUGCUAUGCGCAAUAUGUUGCUGAUAGGAAUGCUAAUCUGAG
Messenger RNA from Guyanagaster necrorhizus, 5347 nucleotides. RefSeq lists its product as uncharacterized. The coding region runs from base 71 to 5260 and encodes 1729 amino acids. Gene Ontology annotation, molecular function: lipid binding. NCBI's taxonomy places the organism in Eukaryota, Fungi, Basidiomycota, Agaricomycetes, Agaricales, Physalacriaceae. The transcript is spliced from 8 exons. The record is from RefSeq and is a predicted model, not a curated record.